AUUUGAACUACACAGGCCUCAUGAGAAAAAGCUAUCCUCUAUAGGUAUAGUGUGUCAAGGUAGUGUGUAUUAUUCUUGGCUUGUUCGAGGGUUCGAUGCGCGCGGUGUCAAACCUACGCACGUUUUCAGCCGGGUCUCAUGCAUCCGUUUUCCGAUGUUUUAUGUCCGAAAAACCUAUUCUGGCAUAUUUUCAUACGAUUAUGACAGACUAGAAGGUUUUUCGGACAUAAAACGUCGGAAAACGGAUGCAUGAGACUCCGGCUUUCAGCUGGAAAGCGGCUUAGAUCUGCUCGGAGCAGAUCUAGCAGGUACAGACGAAAACCAUAAAAUAUGACAUCAAUCAUCAUAUUCAAAUUGGCAUUUUAAUUUAUGUAAACAAACAUAUCCAAAAAAUAAUACUAAUAGUCCAAAUUCCAAUUACAAAUUUUUAAUUUAUAAUAUUUCCAGACCAGACGAUAUUUUCUUUCACAUAUACAAUGAUACAUCCCAUAGCAUAUUGUAUUCUACCAACAAUACUACUUCUUGUUGCUGUACGAAAAUAUCGCGAAAGUAAGUGGGGAAAAUGCAAAAACAAAGUGAAACUCGACGGAAAAAUAGCUCUGGUCACCGGCGCCAAUUCGGGAAUUGGAUUUGAAAUUGCCAAGGAAUUAGCGGCGAGGAAUGCACAAGUGAUUUUGGCUUGCAGGAGCUUGAAGAAGGCACAAUCUUCGGCAGACAAAAUCAAGAAAUUGCUAUUUAAUAAUCCUACUCUGGUUCCUAUGGAAUUGGAUUUAGCCUCUCUGAAAUCAGUAAAACUCUUUUCGGAAAUGGUGAAAGAGAAAUUCUCAGAAAUUCACAUUCUAAUUAACAAUGCUGGAGUCGCCUAUCCAAAAUCCCAAAGACUACAAACCGCAGAUGGAUUCGAAAUGCAUUUUGGCACCAAUCAUUUGGGGCACUUUUAUUUGACCAAUUUAUUGGAGAGUUUGGUUGCAAAUGGAAAAGGUAGAGUAGUUGUGGUUGCAUCCUCACUACACGAAAAAGGAAAAUUAGACAUAAAGGCCAUACAAAGCUUGGAGUUUGAGGACAGAGAAAAUUUAUAUGCUAAUUCCAAAUUGGCUAAUGUGUAUUUUGCACAAGAGUUUGCUAAACGAUCUAAAGAUAAAGGCAUAAAAGUGUAUGCAAUUUGUCCAGGUUGGGUUUAUACCAGUUUGUUUAGGUACUCAUUUAAAUGGUAUCAUUUGAUAAUGGUUGCCCCAGUAGCAUUUUUCUUUAUGAGAAGUGCGAAACAGGGCUCACAAACCGCAAUAUAUUGUGCUACAGAACCAUCACUUGAAAAUGAAACAGGGUUUCUUUAUAGGGACUGUAAAAAGUAUAAUAGCAAAGCCAUAUUUUAUGAUAAACUGGCAACAGAAUUAUGGGAUGAGUCCCAAAAUAUGGUCAAUGCUAUAAUGAAGUGAAACUAGUUUAUGUUAAUAAUAAUUAUUACUCAUAGUUUUAGAUGUAUUGUCAAUACUUUUUCUUGAAAUUUUUUGUAUUGCAUAAAAUUUAAGCUCUUUGCAUCAAUAGCUUUAAUUUAUCAUUCACUUCUAAUGUGAUUUUUGAUCAUUAUCUCUAAUAAUUUUGAUUUAUCAGCAAGAUAGAUGUACAAAUUAAAAUCAGCUCAUAUCAUUUAGUUUUAAUUUGUAAAAAUGAUUGUGGAAAAUAAAGUACCCAAUGAUGUUUUGUGAAGAUGGAUUAUUACAAUAAUUAUUA
This is a messenger RNA of Ceutorhynchus assimilis (cabbage seed weevil), 1731 nucleotides long. The record is from the annotation of a GenBank genome assembly. NCBI's taxonomy places the organism in Eukaryota, Metazoa, Arthropoda, Insecta, Coleoptera, Curculionidae.